This is a messenger RNA of Entamoeba dispar SAW760, 540 nucleotides long. RefSeq names its product suppressor of ty, putative. Bases 1 to 540 code for a protein of 179 amino acids. Gene Ontology annotation, cellular component: nucleus; DSIF complex. The record is from RefSeq and is a predicted model, not a curated record. The transcript is spliced from 3 exons. NCBI's taxonomy places the organism in Eukaryota, Evosea, Mastigamoebida, Endamoebidae. Gene Ontology annotation, molecular function: zinc ion binding; RNA polymerase II complex binding. Gene Ontology annotation, biological process: regulation of transcription elongation by RNA polymerase II; mRNA processing; positive regulation of DNA-templated transcription, elongation.
AUGACGAUGAACAUAAGUACUUUUAUAGUAACAUUGAUCUUGUUAUUAUUGCAAUGGAAGAUGUUGAUGAUUAUAUGUCUGAUUAUCAACAAGAAUUAUAAGCAAAAAAAUAAAAACUGCAAAAAAUAUAUAUUUUCUUUUUUUUUUAAUAUGACUAGUAUUGAUGAUCCUAUUGUCAAUGAUGAUAUUAUCGAACAAAGAAGAUAUCGUGAAUCAAUGGACCCUGUUAUCCCAAGUAAUUUUAAUACAUUACGCUGUUGUAAAAUAUGUGGAUUAAUUAAGAGUCAAGAACAAUUUCAAAGAGAUGGUUGUGAUAAUUGCAAACGAUAUUUCGAUAAUUGGGAAGAUUACGUUUCUAGUAACUUUACUGGUAUGUUAUCAUUACUUCGACCUGAUAGAAGUUUUAUAGGAAAGGUUCUUGGCAUGAAAGAUACUUAUGUGUGUGGUUUAUACGCUGCUUCGUGUGAAGAUAGUGUUUCUCCUGAAAUAGAGAGUACUGCUGCAGUGAAUGAUAUUCAAGUGUUUUGUUUAAGAAAAUAA